GCCAACGCGGUUCACAUUCGCACCACAUCCGGAAGCUCUCCGUGACCCCCCAUUUUGCGAUAAGGGCCGUCCCCUUGCGGGAUAUAUCCGCGAUGGCGGUUGGGAUGCGUGUUUCUCGUCUUUCUCGCCAGAGACCGAGUCAUCGGCGCAGGCGGACGACUCGUGUGACUUCGCCCCUCGGUCAGGCGCAGCUCGUGGGCUUGAAUGUCACGAGGAAGAUAGCAAAGGGGUGAGCCUGGAAAUGGGGCUACACCAGAACACAACACAAAUCCAUGCAGCUCUGCAUGGUCUCGUGUGUCCAGGCUCGGAGAGGCUCGUCGUUCCAUCACGGAGUUCUUCUCGACUCUCCCAGACCUCUGUGGCUGUGCGGACGAGCGGUGCAAUCGCCGCCGGGCCUCGGAAUAUGACGAGACGGACGCUGAGUACGAUGACCUCAGACGGGUAUCCUUCAAGCUCCACCGAACCAGACAGCCGUCGCGCUUCUCUCAAGUGGCGGCCACCGAGUGGGAGGAUGACUAUGACGACCAAGAGGACGAUUUCGACAGCUUCGAAGCCGGGAGACGCGAAACACGGUCGCGGUCGUCGAUUGCCCCUUUGCUGCGCGAGAGCGUACUACGCAACAGGAAGCGGUCCCUCGUGCAGAAGUCCAUCCUGAAGAGGCAAGCGGAUCAGGGGCGAGACACGGUGACGAGUCAGCGGCUGAUACAGGCCCCACCCACUAUGUUGGGGAGCGAGACGCGUGGCAGCAGCAGAUACGCACCUCAUGGUGGCGGCGUUGGACUCAAGGAGGGCGCAAACACUGAGAAGAUGCGGCGUGUGGGCGAGGUGGGGGAGAGGGGCAUGAGUAUGAUGAGUGUGACCGAUCACGCGGGGUCGAGAGGCGGCACGAUCGAGAGUUGCGGCGGACCAUCAGGGGCGCAGGGCCACUGAGACGGGCGAAGAGGUCGAAGACCUGACUGAUGAGGUGAGGAGACAGCGCUGGUGUGCACCGAGCGACAUGUGUAUCUAUGUGCAGGCAAGGGCUGCCGCUGGAUUGACGAAAGAGGACUUGGAGGUCUUUCGACGGAAUCCCCCUCGACUGUCCAUCGUCGCUGCAUCAAAUGAAUCGGACGGUAGGUAUGUGGGUGACCCCAGGCAGCUCAGUUGACCACAGGCAUUCCGUCUUUCUGUCUGCACAGAGAGCGAGUUCCCGUACGCCCACUCUGACGCGGAUGAGGAGUACGUGCCGACCGACCCGGAUAUUUCGCCCAAGUCGCGGUACCUACCUGUGGACACCAACGUAGCCACGAGCCUGGGAGUGCACCACGCACGACCUGACGAAGCCAGAGCCGGCGUGAGCAAAGCACUGCCUGCAGCAGGACGUCUUAGCCAGCGUGUGUUGGCUACUCUCUCCAUGUAUGGGAUGGGUGGUAUGGUAUGGUAUUCUGUUGGUUGGUUUGCAGAAGCGUUCGUCUGCCAUCCGGCGUGAGAAGGUUAAGUCCGUGGCCAAGAACCUACAAGGUAGAGAACCUGACAAAUAAUGCCACACCCGCUGUGUCUGUCUACCUUGAUGCACCCCUCCCAUGCAGGCUACCUGGAGAAGCCUCGCGCGCAGAAGUCGAUGCCACUCAACCUGGGCUGGAUGACGCGUAAGUUGCAAACAGGGGACAUCUGUCGGCGUUCAGCCCACCUUGCUCUAUGCCCUUCCUGUCUGUUUUCGUUGGGCAGAGUCGCUUCCGUGUGCGCGUCGUUUCUACCAUGUGACGCCUGAUGGUCAUCUGUUGACGUGGUACAACUCACAUCAGGCCGCCACUGAGGGCAAGAAGGACCCCAAUGGCGCCAUUCCACUCUCAUCGGUGAGCUAUCGAGCCAACGAGCCAACGAACGAGAGAGACAGAGGCAGCCGAGCAAGAGAGCCAUGGAGACAUGGGGCGGAAGGAUUGUGGGCUGUUUAAAUGAGUGUGUCAUGCAGGUGUUGGCGGUUCGCGUGACGGGCUCUCACGACAAUCACUUCAAGAUAUUCUGCAGACUCGGCACAGAAGAGACGUGGGCGAAUGCCAAGAAGCAUUCCCUCAGCUCUCUCUGCUCGAUUUGGGGGGGCAGGUUUGCGAUAUGAGUAUGUCGUGUCUCUGUGUGUCUACACUUCAGGGCGAAGGUGUACAAGUGCGACACGGACGGUGAGCGUCAGAUGUGGGUCAACGGCCUGAAUGAACUCAUACAGCUGCACAAAGACCAGGGGACCGCAUAACGACAGACACGAGCUGGUGCUGAUCUAGAUAAGAGGUUGGCUGUGCUGGCUGAUUGCAGCAAAAGGAUAUGUAGGACAUUCAUAAUAAUUCCGUAUGUGUGUGUGUGGAGUGGAGUGGACCC
Molecule: messenger RNA, 2349 nt
Organism: Vitrella brassicaformis
Lineage: Eukaryota; Vitrellaceae
Source: the annotation of a GenBank genome assembly